GUGGGAUUACGCGUCGCUAGGCGGGAACUGGAAAGAAAAAGAAUCCAGCGGUUUUAUGCAAAUGUUUAAUCUGCACCAUCGACGUUUAAUUUCGCAGAAAUAUGCACCGGGCGUCCUUUUGAAACCAGGGCUUUGGUUGCUCGUAUUGCCCGUUGUUUUCGGUCCAGGAUCUGCUUUUGUGAGCCAUUCUACACAAUGCUUCCAGAUGCUGGAAUGUAUCAUUUUCCUUGGGAAAUAAACUCUAAAUCAGUCCCAGAAGGGAAAGCCCUGAGAACAUUUGGCAGGCUUCACUCUUAUGAUAUGGCCAUUUCUCAAGCCAUCUUAACAGCUCAGCAUGCAUCUGAUCAGCACUAUAUUCCAGUUUGCACAAACUUUGUAGAACCCUUUCAGGCUCAGCUUGGGUCUGUGUAUAUCGUCCUGGGGGAAACUGAAUUCAAGGAGGGUGAGAUGGUUUUAAAGGCUCGUGUAUUUACAUGUGUGGAAGGAAUAAACCUUCAGUUGUUGGAAAAAGCCAUAGAGGAACAGAGAAAAUAUUUCCAGGAGAGAAGGAAAGAUCAUGAAGGAAGCAUAUGUUAGUGCUGUGCUUCAGGCAGGACUUACUUUCAGGCAGAAUACUGGCUGGGCUGUAUACGACCACUCAUCCCUUGCCUUGACUCCUGAUGUUGUUGGAGAUUGUACUGCUUUGUUAAUGCUUAUUUAAAACUGGUUGGGUUUGAUAUUUUUUUAAAGCUCUGAGAAUGCAGAUUAUGUCCAGUGUUCCAGAAUUAAACUCUGUAUUAGAUUGUGAUUCUUAUACAUAACCUCUGUAAUUAGAAACCCGUAUUAAAAAUACAGCAUGCAAAGGGCUAAUAGAAAUCUUUAUUUUGGAAGAUGCCUCUUGGAAAUCACAGAACCUUGAUCCUUAAGCUUGUUUGGAAGCAGAGAAGUUCGUUAAUAUGCCAACGAAACCAACUGUUGGUGCUGGAAGGGCACAGCUUUUAAAGAUUCUAAUUUUGUUGAUAGAAGAAAGUGAUUUCACAGACUUGGAAUGCCCCUUUUCCCAUUUCUCUUUGUGGCAAAACAGCUUCCUUAUUUUCCUGGCAGUUGUUGAACACCUUAAUCUUCCACGGUACUUAUGUACAAAUUCCAGAAUGUAUCACAACUGAGUGAAUAAUGGCUGUCUAAUAGUAUGCCUGAUAGAUAUCUAUGUAAGAUUAAUAUAUGUAUCUGAAUUUGAAAUACUUCUGCAGAACCAAAAAAAACAACAACCACUCAUCGAUUCCAUAUAAGUCUGUUUUAGAGG
This is a messenger RNA of Candoia aspera, 1282 nucleotides long. RefSeq names its product TEN1 subunit of CST complex (gene TEN1). Gene Ontology annotation, molecular function: telomerase inhibitor activity; telomeric repeat DNA binding; single-stranded DNA binding. The record is from RefSeq and is a predicted model, not a curated record. The transcript has 4 exons. Gene Ontology annotation, cellular component: CST complex. Bases 196 to 576 code for a protein of 126 amino acids. NCBI's taxonomy places the organism in Eukaryota, Metazoa, Chordata, Lepidosauria, Squamata, Candoiidae. Gene Ontology annotation, biological process: negative regulation of telomere maintenance via telomerase.